UCCUCCUAUUUCUCCUCCUCUUCCCCAUGUGUGUAGCCAUUUAUUAUCACCUCGAAGUCGAAGUCGAAGUCGAGUGUAGGAGAGGAGGAGGCGAAGGAGAUCGAGGAGAUCGGUGAGGCUUGGCCAUGGCGGAGAUAUGCUGCGACGUAGCGACCGGGGCGGAGGCGGCGACGAAGGAGCCGUGCGAGGCGAGCUCGCGAGCGGCGCGGCGCCGCAGGAUCGAGAUGCGGCGGUUCAGGUUCGUGGCGGGGGCGGAGGCGAUGGCGCCCGCGGAGGAGUCGAGGAAGAAGCGGCCGAGGGCGGAGGGAGCCGCGUCGAAUCCGGAGGGCUCGGCGAGCGACGGGACGGUCGGGAGCGGAUCGAGCGGGGAUAUGAGCGGGGAUCCUCCCCGCGCGGCGGGAUCGAUCGAGGAGGAGCGUGCUCAUGAGGGAUCGAGGUUCGGGAUGAUCUCCGUGUGCGGACGCAGGAGGGAGAUGGAGGACGCCGUGUCCAUUCGCGCCGAUUUCGUGCGGGGAGGGAGGUUCGAUUUCUUCGGCGUAUUCGACGGCCACGGAUGCUCUCAUGUGGCGAUGUCGUGUAAGGAUCGGAUGCACGAGGUGGUGGGGGAGGAGAUCGAACGGCUGAGAGAGGGGGCUCCGUCACCGACGCAGGGCGGUUGGAGGGAGGCGAUGGAGCGGAGCUUCUCGAGGAUGGACGCGGAGGUGCAGGGGCCGGGCCAGGGAAGCGGAUCCCGGAACCCUCGGUGCCGGUGCGAGCUUCAGACGCGCAAGUGCGACGCCGUGGGCUCAACCGCCGUCGUCGCCGUGGUGGGCCCCACGCGCAUCGUCGUCGCCAACUGCGGCGACUCCCGCGCCGUGCUCUGCCGCAACGGCGUCCCAGUUCCCCUCUCCUCGGACCACAAGCCGGACCGACCGGAUGAGCUGCAGAGGAUCCAGGCGGCGGGCGGGCGGGUGAUUUACUGGGACGGGGCGCGGGUUCUGGGAGUGCUGGCCAUGUCGCGAGCCAUCGGGGACAGCUAUCUGAAGCCGUUCGUGACAUCGGAGCCGGAGGUGACGGUGACGGAGAGGACGGAGGGGGACGAUUACCUGAUACUGGCGAGCGACGGGCUGUGGGACGUGGUCAGUAACGAGAUGGCCUGCGACGUCGUCCGCACGUGCCUGCGGGGCCGGGGCGGCGGCGCUGCUAAUGGGGAGAGGGAGUUGGGAUCGGACCGGGCGUGCGCAGACGCGGCGUUGCUGCUGACGAAACUGGCGCUCGCGAGGCAGAGCGCAGAUAAUAUUAGCGUGCUAGUCGUUGAUCUCAGGAAAAGGGAUUUGUAGCGAAUACUGUUGCAUCACUAGGAUACGGGGAUGAAUGUUUAGAUCCUUCGUUCCUUUUUUUUUUUUUUUUUUUUAAUUUCCCCCCUCUUUCUAAAGUUUUAUUUUUUAUUUUCUUAUUAUUAUACGACGACUUGUUGGUGUAAUCCUUGUAAUUCUAGCAGAAGAAAAGGAAUGAUGCAACUGGGAGCUUCGAAGGACGCUCUAUUACGGUAUCAAAAUCUUAGUAGGGAAAAUUGAAAUUCCUGUGGUAUGAGUAUAGAGCACUGUGAUAAAGCACGAUCAUCUUCUACGCGACCUCAAAGCUUCCGUUGCAGUUCCUGUGCACUCUUCCUGUGCAACAUUUGUUUAUAUUAAUGAACACUGAUGAAGAGAUGCAUUAUGCAAGACGAUUAA
Messenger RNA from Ananas comosus (pineapple), 1712 nucleotides. Its product is annotated as probable protein phosphatase 2C 68. Gene Ontology annotation, molecular function: protein serine/threonine phosphatase activity; cation binding. Lineage: Eukaryota; Viridiplantae; Streptophyta; Magnoliopsida; Poales; Bromeliaceae. Gene Ontology annotation, biological process: protein dephosphorylation. The transcript has 4 exons. Bases 126 to 1319 code for a protein of 397 amino acids. The record is from RefSeq and is a predicted model, not a curated record. Gene Ontology annotation, cellular component: nucleus; cytosol.